Molecule: messenger RNA, 1828 nt
Organism: Acomys russatus (golden spiny mouse)
Lineage: Eukaryota; Metazoa; Chordata; Mammalia; Rodentia; Muridae
Gene: Best2
Product: bestrophin 2
Exons: 10
Coding region: 156-1682 (508 amino acids)
Molecular function (GO): chloride channel activity
Source: RefSeq, a predicted model, not a curated record
CAAAGGUGUAGGAGGUUGGGGACCUAAGUAAAAGUCCAAGAGUCCUGAACCAGUAACUAGAGGAAGGAGACAGAACAAGACUGGGAAAAGCUCACAGGCCGGGACCCAGACUAAAUAAACCCCUUCUCUACUGGACGCACUGGCCCGGCGCAGCGAUGACUGUCACCUACACAGCCCGAGUGGCGAAUGCCCGCUUCGGUGGCUUCUCGCAGCUGCUGCUGUUGUGGCGCGGAAGCAUCUACAAGCUCCUGUGGCGCGAACUGCUGUGUUUCCUAGGGCUCUACAUGGCGCUGAGCGCCGCCUAUCGCUUCUUACUGGCAGAGGAACAGAAGCGCUACUUCGAGAAGCUUGUCUUAUACUGCGACCAGUACGCCAGCCUCAUCCCCGUCUCUUUCGUACUUGGCUUCUACGUCACACUGGUGGUGCAUCGCUGGUGGAACCAGUACCUAUGCAUGCCUCUGCCCGACGCACUCAUGUGCGUGGUGGCCGGCACCGUGCACGGGCGCGACGACCGCGGCCGCCUCUACCGGCGCACUCUCAUGCGCUACGCAGGGCUCUCCGCGGUGCUAAUCCUGCGUUCGGUUAGCACAGCAGUCUUCAAGCGGUUCCCCACCAUAGACCACGUAGUCGAGGCCGGAUUUAUGACCCGUGAGGAGCGCAAGAAGUUCGAGAACUUGAACUCAUCCUACAACAAGUACUGGGUGCCCUGCGUAUGGUUCUCUAGCUUGGCGGCGCAGGCGCGACGAGAGGGGCGCAUCCGCGACAACAGUGCCCUUAAGCUGCUGCUGGAGGAGCUGAAUGUGUUUCGGAGCAAAUGCGGUAUGCUGUUUCACUACGACUGGAUUAGCAUACCCCUCGUCUACACCCAGGUGGUGACUAUCGCGGUAUACAGCUACUUCCUGGCUUGCCUCAUCGGCCGUCAGUUCCUAGACCCUGCACGGGGCUACAAAGACCACACCCUGGACCUGUGCGUUCCCAUCUUCACCUUACUGCAAUUCUUCUUCUACGCCGGCUGGCUUAAGGUCGCAGAGCAGCUCAUUAACCCUUUCGGAGAGGACGACGACGACUUUGAGACCAACUUUCUCAUUGACCGCAACUUCCAGGUGUCGAUGCUAGCUGUGGACGAGAUGUAUGACGACUUGGCCAUGCUGGAGAAAGAUCUAUACUGGGAUGCAGCGGAGGCUCGCGCGCCUUACACCGCGGCCACCGCUUUCCUGCUUCAGCAGCCCUCCUUCCAGGGCUCCACCUUUGAUAUUGCGCUGGCCAAAGAGGACAUGCAGUUCCAGCGACUGGACGGCGUGGACGGCCCGCUGGGAGAGGCUCACGGGGACUUUCUGCAGCGCCUCCUGCCGGCGGGGGCGGGCACUGUGGGUCCUCUGGGGCGGCGCCUGUCGCUGUUGCGGCGCAAGAACAGCUGCGUGUCAGAGGCGUCCACGGCAGCCAGCUGCGGGUGUGCAGGCACCGCGGAUGGCGGAGGCGUGGAGUGCGGUUGUGAAGACCCUUUGCUCGACCCCAGCCUUCGGGAGCCGGAGCUGGAGCCUCCCGCUUGUCUUGACCCCCCUGCCUCUAUCCCGGGGCCGCCUGCUGAACCUUUUAUCACUGUGUCCAUUCCGGGGCCCCGGGCUCCUGCGCCGCCCUGGCUGCCCAGCCCUAUUGGAGAGGAGGAAGAAAGUCCGGCUUGAGAGCCUGGGACCAGGACCCCUGCGGACAUCCAAUCUAGCACACAGGGUAUGCUGGUGACCACCAAGGUCUGCACCAGCUAGCUAGGUCUGCAGAAAUCGACCUGUCCGUUUUGACCAUUUGAGGCUGGUGGUGUUAGGGGUCCAUA